This is a messenger RNA of Lodderomyces theae, 576 nucleotides long. RefSeq lists its product as uncharacterized. Bases 1 to 576 code for a protein of 191 amino acids. The record is from RefSeq and is a predicted model, not a curated record. NCBI's taxonomy places the organism in Eukaryota, Fungi, Ascomycota, Pichiomycetes, Serinales, Debaryomycetaceae. The transcript has a single exon.
AUGGAUGAAGGGAUAACAAAUUUAUCUCAAAGAGUAGCCAAACUCCAAUUAGCACUUAGCAAUGUUCAAGAUGAUUCCAUCAUAUCUCAAAUGACUAUGGUGAAGUCUCGAGUACGGGAUUUGAGAGAGAAGCACCCUGAGUUGAAAACACUAUUUUCACUAGCAGAUCGUUUUCCAGUUCAAAAGCCUUCUCGUACGGAAGAAGCCUCCAUACCCGAUUCGGUCAAAGAAGAGGAUCUCAGCCUACAUUAUGAUGCUAUUAUGGGUAUGCGUAGGGAUAUGAUUGAGGUGGUGAACAUUAACGCAGAUUCAGUUAUCAACGAUAUCAGCACACGAAUAACACAGACGCGUCUUUCAGAAUUAACGCAGACGAAUGCUCUGCAUAAUGUACAGAUAAAGGAGCUUUACAGAUAUUACACGAUGUUGGUUGUCAAGAGUAUGAUUGUGUCGGAAAAGUACGUCCAGUAUGCCUUAGAUUUGAAUGAAUUCUGGCUACGAAUGGAUCAGCGAUUAAUGAAGGUGAGACACACGAUAGAAAAGAAGGAAAGGCAAAUACAAGAGUUGAACAAGUAUUGA